Messenger RNA from Castor canadensis (American beaver), 3639 nucleotides. NCBI's taxonomy places the organism in Eukaryota, Metazoa, Chordata, Mammalia, Rodentia, Castoridae. The record is from RefSeq and is a predicted model, not a curated record.
AUCCAGGGCUGCAAGACCCGGGCGCGGGAGCUGGGCCUAGGUCGGCACCCGGCAAAGUCCCCAGUAAGGAUCGGAUGCCUGCCAUGCAUCCAAAGUCAUGUAUCAUCCCUGGCAUGAGAACUCCCUGCCGCUCCAUCAUGGAGCUGAGCAUUUCUCCAGAAGUUACACUCAUAGGCAGCUGGAUUCUGUAUAUGUGACUUGGAGAAGUAGGAUCCACCAGGAACCAUGCCACCACCAUCUGACAUUGUCAAAGUGGCCAUUGAGUGGCCAGGUGCUAAUGCCCAGCUCCUUGAAAUCGACCAGAAACGGCCCCUGGCAUCCAUCAUCAAGGAAGUUUGUGAUGGGUGGUCAUUGCCAAACCCGGAGUACUACACACUCCGAUAUGCAGAUGGUCCCCAGCUCUACAUCACUGAACAGACGCGAAGUGACAUUAAGAAUGGGACGAUCUUACAGCUGGCUAUCUCCCCGUCCCGGGCUGCACGCCAGCUGAUGGAGAGGACCCAGUCAUCCAACAUGGAGACCCGGCUGGAUGCCAUGAAGGAGCUGGCCAAGCUCUCUGCUGACGUGACUUUUGCUACUGAGUUCAUCAACAUGGAUGGCAUUGUUGUGCUGACGAGGCUCGUGGAGAGUGGGACCAAGCUCUUGUCUCACUACAGUGAGAUGCUGGCAUUCACCCUGACUGCCUUCUUAGAGCUCAUGGACCAUGGCAUUGUCUCCUGGGACAUGGUUUCAAUCACCUUUAUUAAGCAGAUUGCAGGGUAUGUGAGCCAGCCCAUGGUGGAUGUGUCCAUUCUUCAGCGGUCCCUGGCUAUUCUGGAAAGCAUGGUUUUGAACAGCCAGAGUCUGUACCAGAAGAUAGCAGAAGAAAUCACUGUGGGACAGCUCAUCUCACACCUGCAGGUCUCCAACCAGGAGAUACAGACCUACGCCAUUGCACUGAUCAAUGCGCUGUUCCUAAAGGCUCCUGAGGACAAGCGACAGGAUAUGGCCAAUGCAUUUGCACAGAAGCACCUUCGAUCCAUAAUUCUAAAUCAUGUGAUCCGAGGGAACCGCCCAAUCAAAACAGAAAUGGCCCAUCAGCUCUAUGUGCUUCAAGUCCUGACCUUUAACCUUCUGGAAGAAAGAAUGAUGACCAAGAUGGACCCAAAUGACCAGGCUCAAAGAGACAUUAUAUUUGAACUGAGGAGGAUUGCAUUCGAUGCAGAGUCUGACCCUGGCAAUAUCCCUGGAAGUGGGACUGAAAAACGCAAAGCUAUGUACACCAAGGACUAUAAGAUGCUGGGAUUUACUAACCAUAUCAACCCGGCCUUGGACUUUACCCAGACUCCUCCUGGAAUGCUGGCCUUGGACAAUAUGUUGUACCUUGCUAAAUUCCACCAGGACACCUAUAUCCGGAUCGUCUUGGAGAACAGCAGUCGAGAAGACAAACAUGAAUGCCCCUUUGGCCGCAGUGCCAUUGAGCUCACCAAAAUGCUCUGUGAGAUCUUACAGGUUGGAGAACUACCAAAUGAAGGGCGCAAUGACUACCACCCCAUGUUCUUUACCCAUGACCGAGCAUUUGAAGAGCUGUUUGGAAUAUGCAUCCAGUUGUUGAACAAGACCUGGAAGGAGAUGAGGGCAACAGCAGAGGACUUCAACAAGGUUAUGCAAGUCGUCCGAGAGCAGAUCACUCGAGCUUUGCCCUCCAAACCCAACUCUUUGGAUCAGUUCAAGAGCAAACUGCGUAGCCUAAGCUACUCUGAGAUACUGAGACUGCGCCAGUCCGAAAGAAUGAGUCAGGAUGACUUUCAAUCCCCACCCAUUGUGGAGCUGCGGGAGAAGAUUCAGCCAGAGAUCCUUGAGCUGAUCAAGCAGCAGCGUCUAAACCGGCUCUGUGAGGGCAGCAGCUUCCGCAAGAUUGGGAACCGCCGAAGGCAAGAACGGUUCUGGUACUGCCGCUUGGCACUGAAUCACAAGGUCCUCCACUAUGGUGACUUGGAUGACAACCCACAAGGGGAGGUGACUUUCGAAUCACUGCAGGAGAAAAUUCCUGUUGCAGACAUUAAGGCCAUCGUCACUGGGAAAGACUGUCCACACAUGAAAGAGAAAAGUGCUCUGAAACAGAACAAGGAGGUGUUAGAAUUGGCCUUCUCCAUCCUGUACGACCCUGACGAGACUUUGAACUUCAUUGCUCCUAAUAAGUACGAGUACUGCAUCUGGAUUGAUGGCCUCAGUGCCCUCCUGGGGAAGGACAUGUCCAGCGAGCUGACUAAGAGUGACCUGGACAUGCUGCUGAGCAUGGAGAUGAAGCUGCGGCUGCUAGACCUGGAGAACAUCCAGAUCCCUGAGGCACCACCACCCGUCCCCAAGGAGCCCAGCAGCUAUGACUUCGUCUAUCACUAUGGCUAGCAGUACUAGGAAGGGAUUGCAGCCCAGGAGAGACUCACAGUCUGGUGCCUUGUCUUUCACUGUACAGAAUCUAUAGUGAUCGUGGUGGCCAAGGAAUGUCAGCCACUCCUCAAACCCACCUUGAAUCAGGACCAGGCCUUCUGGCCCCGUCUACUAGGAGUCAUGAAGGCAGGGUAUCCUGCCUUCCUCAGCACUGCAAAACCUGGGAUCAGCCUUGAGGAAUGAAGGGUAGAAGCUCUUGCCUCCAGCCCCCAAACUGUGUCUUGAAGUGGACUUAGCAGCAGUCACCCUGCUUUUCUUCCUGAGUCUGGUUGGCUGGACUCCAUGUGAGCCAGAGCUGGCCCAGGAAAGUCUGCCUGCAGAGGUCAGACAUGCUGGGUGUGUUGAGAGCCUUGGAGUGACUGCCUUUGGGUGGCCCUUGCUGGUGACUUGGGUCAGAGGACAGGCCUUGGGCCUUUGCUAUUGUCAUCUUUGUGAGGGUUCACUCCAGCUUCACCUGAUACCAAGAUGCUGCUCCUUCUGAGAUUUGGCUCUAAUGUUUCUGGUCUCUAGAGCUAUCAGAUCUCUCUUGCCCAUGCAGGUAUCAGAGCAGAAGGAAAUUUCUCUCUAUAAGCUUAGUCUCAUCUUGGCCAGGCAAAGACCUCCAGGCUAAGUCCUGCCUUCUCAGUCUCCGGGAAUGCUGCAGGGAAAGCCCAGCUGAGGACUACACUGGUGAGGUCUCAAGGUUCUACCCUCACCCCUACGUUUAUAUAUUUUUUUCUUCCUGGGAGAGCACUCUUCCACUAACCUGAAUUGCACCUCUCUCUGGUUUGCUUUCCUUUGGACUUCCAGACUCCAGGAAGUUUGCCUUCCCUUUCUCUCCUUUCUGGGGCCAUGAUUUCAGGGAGCUGGCUGAGGCCACAGUUGUGUCAUGGGCCUUCCCUGGUGCUGCAGCACUUGAAGCACACACACAGCCUCUCCUGGACACCCAUUAGCACGGUGGCAUUCAGUGUUGGUAGUCUGGCAUGGUAGGUACUACCCAAUGAAGAGUGUACUAUGUAUUUUCUUUACUAUAGGCCAUACUUAUAUAGACAUGUAUAUAUAUUUAUAUAAAACCUACUUAUCGUAGGAUGGAAUGCUUGGGGGAAAAUAAAAAUUGAGGGUAAAAACAGUGAUGCUCCCAGUUGUGAUCCAAGAGUGUAACCAGAGAACACCCAGAAGCUUCCUGUCAGUAACCAUGUUUUCAAUAAAUACUCUUUCAUGUACCAUCUG